UGUGUCUCGGCAGUAACCGCACUGUUCGUCGCAUCUUCACGGCUUGUCUGCUCUCGUUUCUGGCUCUGCUCGGCUCAGUCUCCGUCGACCUCAGCUCCAACUUGGACCUGCUGCGCGCCACAGAGGCCGCUGUCGCCGAGCUGACUUCAUGCAGGACUACGGCUAUUCUCCAACUCAUAGGUGAACUCCAAAACAGGAGAAGUCUAUGCAGAAAGUACAGGAGUAACGAGACAGACCAAGAAAAGUGUCUACCAACUAGCAUUUUACCAGUGAUUAUUAGACUUUGCACUGAUAAGGAGGGCCACAGAAACAGUCAGGGUCACCCAUGCAGCGAGGAGUUGGUGGAGUUCUGCCAGAAACUCUGGGAAGAUUUGACAGAAUUUCUGAACACAACAUGGGGAGUUGAGGACAACAGUGACAUGUCCGUGUUCUCCUUGACCAUUGUCAGACUCCUGGACAUUUGGGGGGACGUGGAACAGGACAUUAGUCAAGUCAAGCAGUUUUCAGACUGGAAAGAUGUCCUCUCAUUGAGACUGUUGGUCACAUUCCUGGAACUCAACCACCAGUUCAGGGAACUCCCUUCCAUAGGAAACCAAGCUGACUUUCACAAGAAGUGGAUCCACGCACUCAGCCGUCUAGCCUUUGCCCAGCUCUUGUCAGAAACGCUAGAGGACUGCUGGGUGGAGAACAUUCAACUAAAGCUCAACCUGACCAACAGCCUCAAAGUUGACCCAUAUGUCUUUGAGUCUGCCCCGUGGCAGAUCCCAGCGUUUGGCACGGUGAGAACAGCAGGCGUCCUCACAGGCUCUCAGACUGGCAUCCAGGCUCUGAGGGACACCCAGGCGUGCCUGCUGGCCAGGGCGGUGCCAGCUCUGAAGCUCCGAUCCAGGGCCAUGUUCUCAGGGCUCAGCAUGCGGAUCUCCCUGUUGACAUUGGCCUGCCUGAUCUAUCCGUUGGUGCUGGUGUCCUUCAAGCAGAUGACGGAGUGGAUCCAGAACUAUGCACGCAGCCUGCAGGAGAGGACCGAGGACCUGAAGCGCCAGAGACAGCUGGCCGAGGACCUCCUGCACCAGAUGCUGCCCAAGACCGUAGCCAAGCAGCUGAGGCAGCAGAAGCACGUGGAGGCGGAGAGCUACGAGAAGGUGACUAUUUUCUUUUCUGAUAUCGUUGGUUUCACCACUAUCUCGGCCUCCUGCACCCCUCUGCAAGUCGUGGAGAUGCUGAACAACCUGUACAUGUGCUUUGACACUCGCAUCGACUCCUAUGACGUCUACAAGGUGGAGACGAUAGGCGAUGCCUACAUGGUGGUGAGUGGGCUGCCUGAAAGGAAUGGGGAUAAGCACGCUGAUGAGAUCGCCAAGAUGUCGCUGGACCUGGUGGCGGCGGUCAGACAGGUGGCAAUCCCCCACAUGCCCAACACGAGACUACAGCUCCGCGCAGGCAUACACACAGGUCCAUGUGUGGCAGGUAUUGUCGGCUACAAGAUGCCCAGAUAUUGCCUGUUUGGAGAUACUGUCAACACAGCCUCUAGAAUGGAGUCCACCAGCUUGCCUCAGAGGAUCCACGCCAGCUCAGCCGUAUACCUGGCUCUGAUGAAGGACGGUGCCUACGAGCUCCAGCUGAGAGGAGAGAUCGAGGUGAAGGGUAAAGGGAAAAUGAACACAUACUGGCUGAUCGGACACAAGAACUACAGUGUUCAGAAUGACAGUCUUGUGUGCCACUGGAACCCCAAUCUAGCCAGAAAGAAGAAGACACUGGUGGGGAGCGACAUUUCUAUGGCGAACUCCUGUGUGACAGUGCAGAGCCUCAGUGAGAACGCUACCACUCCCGUGCCUCAGGGCUCCAAGGCCCAGCAGGGGCCCCUGUGUGUGUCCGUGUCAGCCCAGGUGGAGCACUGCGCCAGCAGCUUCGGUACCCUGGGCUCAAUGAUCGGGGGCCUCCAGGGACUAGAGAGCCCCAGGGAAGGGAAAGCCCGCGGGGGGACGGGAGGAGACAAACCGGACCUGCUGCCUGGAUCUGGAACCAUCCCUCAUAUGUGAUGUAGGGCUGGACUGGGACAAGAAACUUCUCUAAAACUAAAUUGCUAUGGAUUUUUACCCUGGCUGUUUGAGUGGAGGUUCAGGGGAUUUUAAUGAUGAUGUAAAUACAGUAUAUUUAGGCAUGUGUGAAAGAACCACAAUUAAUAAAAUAUCUGGUGUGUGUGUUUUAUAUACAGAGUAAACAUUUUUGUAUCAACCUUGGACAGAUUGUGUUGUCAUUGUCCAUCUUUUUUUUAGUCCCAUAAGAUCAAAACGUCUGUGGAUGAAUAAAAGCUCCUUUAAAAUUAGCAGCGAAUCGUUUCAAUGUU
Messenger RNA from Coregonus clupeaformis (lake whitefish), 2347 nucleotides. Its product is annotated as receptor-type guanylate cyclase gcy-28-like. The record is from RefSeq and is a predicted model, not a curated record. Gene Ontology annotation, molecular function: peptide receptor activity; guanylate cyclase activity. Lineage: Eukaryota; Metazoa; Chordata; Actinopteri; Salmoniformes; Salmonidae. Gene Ontology annotation, biological process: cGMP biosynthetic process; receptor guanylyl cyclase signaling pathway; intracellular signal transduction. The coding region runs from base 420 to 2039 and encodes 539 amino acids. The transcript has 7 exons.